This is a messenger RNA of Vespa velutina, 1164 nucleotides long. Its product is annotated as 17-beta-hydroxysteroid dehydrogenase 13-like. The record is from RefSeq and is a predicted model, not a curated record. Gene Ontology annotation, cellular component: lipid droplet. Gene Ontology annotation, molecular function: oxidoreductase activity, acting on the CH-OH group of donors, NAD or NADP as acceptor. Lineage: Eukaryota; Metazoa; Arthropoda; Insecta; Hymenoptera; Vespidae. The coding region runs from base 208 to 1164 and encodes 318 amino acids. The transcript has 8 exons.
UUGGACGAAGAGGACUGCCUCUUUUUUUAAGCAGAAGAAUUAUUGAUUUCGUUGACAAUUUGUUGCUGUUAUUUAUUUAUCCUUUUUCCGCUGCUUCUUGUAUCCUGAAAGAAGAUCUGUGGACACUUGAUUUUUUUAUGAUAUUUUCUUACAAUUAUCAAUUGUUUCGAAAGGGAAACUAAAAUAACGGUGAAAAUUUAUAUAAUCAUGUGGAUCGUUCUACCUAUGCUCAAAUUUAUCAUAUUCAAACUUAUUGGUAUUAUGAGAAGCAUUAUAAAGUUAUUUAUUCCGUUGAAAUAUCAAAUGAAGGACAUUUCUGGCGAGAUUGCUCUCGUCACAGGUGCUGCUGGAGGUCUUGGAAGAGCGAUAGCAAUCGGUUUAGCUAAUCAUGGUGUUAUCGUUGUCAUUUGGGACAUCAAUCAGAACGGUAUCGAAGAAACGAUGGAAUUGAUAAAAGCGGCCGGUGGUACUUGUUACGGAUACGUUUGCGAUGUUCGUAAUCGUGAUGAUAUUUACAAAACGGCUGAAAUAGUUAGAGAAGAAGUUGGUCAGGUAACUAUUUUGAUUAAUAAUGCAGGUGUGGUAAAUAUUGGAAUUUUCUGGAAGACUUCGGAUGAUCUUUUUAGUCGUCUAAUGGAAGUAAAUAUUAUGAGUCUAUUUUGGACAGUCAAAGCAUUCCUUCCGGCAAUGAUAGAAAGCAACAAAGGGCAUAUUGUGAACAUAGCGAGUAUAGCAGGUCUCAUUGGAUUUCCGGUAAUCGUAGAUUAUUCUGCGUCUAAGUAUGCAGUUGUUGGUUUCAGUGAAGCAUUACAAAUGGAAUUAGACUUUCAUGGACAUGACGUUAGCAUUACAUCAGUAUGUCCGACUUUCAUUCACAAUACGGGCAUGCCUGCAGCUAAAUUCUCUGGGCGUGCUCCAAUUGUUAGUCCGCAAGAUGUUGCUGAAAGUACUGUUACUUCCAUCCGGUGUAACAAGAAGUUUAUUUUGGUGCCAAAUUACAUGUAUUUUAUACUAUUUUUGAAAUGGAUAAUGCCACGUCAUAUCUACUAUGAAAUAUUGAAGUUUUUAAUGCAAAUUGAACCAACUGAAUAUUAUCCAAUAGAAAGUCAAGAAAAAUGUAAAACACAUCUUUCAAACGCAAGUAAUGUUGCUAUUACAUCAUAA